Camellia sinensis is the source of this 1521-nucleotide messenger RNA. RefSeq names its product xylan glycosyltransferase MUCI21-like. Gene Ontology annotation, molecular function: glycosyltransferase activity. NCBI's taxonomy places the organism in Eukaryota, Viridiplantae, Streptophyta, Magnoliopsida, Ericales, Theaceae. The record is from RefSeq and is a predicted model, not a curated record.
AUGGUGCAUACUAGUGGAGCAGCAACAUAUCCAUCAGUAGUGAUGAUGAUUCAAGCUCCAUACACACAAGCUAUGAAGAAGAAGAAAGUAUCGACAAUAUUUGCAAUAUCUUUGGUGUUGCUUUUGUUUUUCUACCUUGUCAACAUUGUUGCACUCUUCUUCCUCGUCAACAUUGCCCACGUUAUCUCUAAAUCAUACACCACAUUGUCAUCAUCAACCACCACCACCACCACCACUCCAGAUACAUACAGACAAACAUACAUGGAAGAAAAACUCUGGACACGAGUAUGGGAGAGCCCUGAGCCCAGCUGGUCAAUCACAUGUGAUACUGCCCAUUUUGAGUAUGAUCUCUGUUAUCUCAACCGUCCAACUGUGGUGGAUCCAACGGCUGCAACCUUGUCUUCUGUGGACCCCACAAACAUGACCCCACCAACAGUGAUAAAGAUCCGCCCCUAUCCUCGUAAAGGUCAACCCGAGGCCAUGCAAAAAACCAAGGAGCUUAAACUCACCACAACCCCACUCAAUACUACCUGUGCCAUCACACACACUACCCCAGCCCUAGUAUUCAGUGCGGGCGGCUUCACUGGAAAUGUCUUCCAUGACUUCAAUGAGGGUUGGAUUCCUCUCUUCCUCACCGUUGAUGAACACUUCAUCGACCGCGAUGUCAUCCUCGGGGUCAUCAACUGCAGUGAUUGGUGGCUGAUCAAGUACGCCGAGUUGUUCUCACACUUCACGCGCCACCCCAUCAUCAACCUUGACAAAGAAACCGCCACCCAUUGCUUCCCAUCAGCGAUCGUAGGGCUCAAAACACACGGGGUCAUGAUACUGGACCCCACAUUGCAACGAAGGCCCCACCCGAAGACAAUGCACGAUUUUCGAGCCCUCUUAGCAAAUGCAUACAAUAAUAAUAAUAAUAAUAAUCCAGGUCAUUCAAGCCAUGCAGGCCACGUACUGCCAACUUUCUCAUCAGGACCUCGGCCGAAGCUGGCGUUUUUGAGCCGCCAGGACACCCGGAGGCUACAAAACGCCGAGGAAGUCCGGCAGGCCGCGGAGGAGGUGGGGUUUGAGGUGGCAGUUUUUGAGGUAACGGCUGGAACCUCGAUGCGACAGCUGUUCAAGCUGAUUGACAGAAGCCAUGCAAUGGUGGGGGUCCAUGGAGCAGGACUGACACACCAGCUGUUUAUGCGGCCAGGGGCGGUGUUGGUGCAGAUUGUGCCGAUCAACACGGGGUGGUUGGCCGACAUGUGUUACGCGAAGUUGGCAGUUCGAUUGGGGUUAGAGUACAUAAAUUAUGAAGUUGGGAUACAUGAGAGUAGCUUAGAGGCUGAUGAAUUUGCUCUGAAGGAGUUCUUGGAUCCGCACGAUCCAGCUUCGACAUUGAUGGGGAAUUUGACAAAUUGGUAUAGAUAUAUGGAGCAAGAUGUGAAGAUAGAUGUGGUUAGGUUUAAGAGGUAUAUGAAGAGAGCUUAUGAAAAGGCUGAGAUGUUCAUGAACAAACAAAGUUUGUAUGCCGAUAUAUAA